Messenger RNA from Salvia splendens (bonfire salvia), 891 nucleotides. Its product is annotated as probable glutathione S-transferase. Gene Ontology annotation, biological process: glutathione metabolic process. The record is from RefSeq and is a predicted model, not a curated record. Gene Ontology annotation, cellular component: cytoplasm. The coding region runs from base 60 to 719 and encodes 219 amino acids. The transcript has 2 exons. NCBI's taxonomy places the organism in Eukaryota, Viridiplantae, Streptophyta, Magnoliopsida, Lamiales, Lamiaceae. Gene Ontology annotation, molecular function: glutathione transferase activity.
GCUAAGAACAGUAACACAUCCACCAAAAUAAAGUUCAGAUACCAUAUACAUAGAUACAAAUGUCUGAAGUGAAGUUGUUUGGAGCUUGGUUUAGCCCUUAUGUGAAGAGAGUGGAAAUGGCCCUCAAUCUGAAAGGUGUGGAAUAUGAAUAUAUUGAAGAAGAUCUCAAAAACAAAUCACCUCUUUUUCUGCAAUACAAUCCAAUUACCAAGCUAGUGCCUGUUUUAGUUCACAAUGGCAAACCCAUUUUUGAGUCCACUGUGAUUCUUGAAUACAUCGAUGAGACGUGGGAAGGUCCUUCUAUCUUUCCCAAAGAUCCCUACGACCGUGCCAUGUCCCGUUUCUGGGCCAAGUUCGUCGAGGAUAAGUGCUCGGAUCCGUUGUGGAAGGCGUGUUGGGCCGCAGGAGAGGAGAGGGAGAAGGCGAAGAAGGAAGCCGAAGAAGCACUCAAGAUUCUAGAGAAUGAAAUCAAGGGCAAGAAAUUUUUUGGAGGUGACAACAUUGGAUUAGUAGAUUAUGUUGCCAAUUAUAUUGCAUUUUGGAUUCCACUUCUCCAAGAUGUGGUUGGAUUCCACAUUUUGACACAAGAUAAGUUUCCAAAUAUAUGGAAAUGGUGUUAUGAAUUGUGCAACGACAGCUUUGUUAAGAAAAAUCUGCCUGAGAAGGAGAAAGUGAGUUCUGGGUUGAAGAGGGCCGUAGAGACUGGUAGUCUCUACUAACAAUACCUUGAAACUUUUUAUUGUUUAGUGUGUUUUUAAUCAUGGGUGUUUAUCUAUGGAUGGUUCAUUGUUUUGUUUGACUAAGCAAUUGUGUGGAGUCAAAAUUGGGUUAGUAUUUCAACUUACGUAUGUUUCCUUGAAGUUUCUUUGUAUUUAAAAUUACGUUGAACUA